CGGCGCUGAGCGUCUCCCUGGGCCGCAUUGCCAUGGCCGCCCGUGGUGGCGUCCUCCCCGCCGGCGAGGGACUGCGCUAUGCCGAGUACUCGCCGCCCUCCGCCAGACAGCCAGACGCCGACGUCGACCGGGGACUGGCAAGAAGUUUGAUAGCUGUAGGACUGGGUGUUGCAGCCUUUGCGUUUGCAGGUCGCUAUGCAUUUCAGAUCUGGAAACCUCUAGAACAAGUAAUCACAGAAACUGCAAAGAAGAUUUCAAAUCCUAGCCUUUCAUCCUACUAUAAAGGAGGAUUUGAACAGAAAAUGAGUAGGAGAGAAGCCAGUCUUAUUUUAGGUGUAAGCCCAUCUGCUGACAAGGCCAAGAUUAGAACAGCCCACAGGAGAAUCAUGAUUUUGAACCACCCAGACAAAGAUGGACAUACAGAUUUGCCAGCACCUUUUGUUAAAGAGAUGGUCAUUUCCCCAUUUAAUGGACUUUGAUCCUUUGUCAAAGAUCAGCUGACCAUAGAACCCUGAGACCACCAUGUGAAGAAGACUGGGCUAGCAUCCCGGAGGAUGAAAGAGGAAGUGGAGAAAGAGACAGCCAUCCCACUUGAGGUCCCAGUGAGACUAUCCUGGGCCGCCCAGCCCUAUCUGACCUGACCCAGAUCAGAAGAAUCACCCAGCCAGUGAGAAAUUAAAAAUUGUUACUGUUUUAAGUCACUAAGUUUUGGGGUGGUUUGUUGUGCAGCAAAGGCUGGUAUAGAAAAUAUUCCAUGAUGAUAAGUGCUUUAAAAAAAACUAAAGCAGAGUAGGGUGUAUAGAGAUUGACAGCUGGAGGUGGGGACGGUUGCAUUUUUACAUACAGCGAUCUUAGAAACCCACUGUAAGGAGAUAAUAUUUGAGCAGAGACCUAAAGGAGUGAGUCAGGGAAAAGCCUGAGGAAAGAGUAUUUUGGGCAGAAGGAAAACUAAGUGCAUGGGCCCUGAAAUGAGAACACGUUUGUGUGCUUCUGGAAUUUUAAGGAGCACAGUGAGGAAGAGGAGGGUGGUGGGAAAUGUGAUUGAGAGGAAGCCUGAGGCCAAGUGAUGGAGAAACUUGUAAACUAUUAUAAGAACUUAGGGUUUUAUUUUUAAGUGUUACAGGAAUGAUAUUACCUGAUUUACAGUAUUAGGAAGACUACAUUGGUAGCAAUGGAGAAAAUUGGGUGUCGAGGGUGGAAGCAAGGAAGUUAGAAAAAAUAGUAGUAGUUUGAGAGAGAAUGAGAAUUGAUUUGGACUUGGGUUUUUGUAGUGAAGAAGAUAAAGAGUAGUCUAACUCAGGAUGUACUUUGAAGGUAAAGCUAACGUGGCUGAUGGAUUGGGGGUAAGAAAAUAGAAAGAUGAUUGCUAGGUUUUUGGCCAAAGCAAUGGUUGAAAGAACACAAGAAACGUUGGCAUAGUGAGAAACGUAGAGGGGAUCUCUGCAACAUCACGUAGUCUAAAUGCAGCAUGUGUAUGUGAAGCUCCUCUUUCAUACCUUUAGGAGGACAGUAUUAUCGUCCCUGAGAAAAAACCACAAGUAGUGAAGCUUUGGCCUGUGUAAGGAAGACUAGUUUUAGAGUUGGAGCCCUCUUAAUUCGCCUUUACAAGAGGUCAGUCAACUAAUAAUUAUUGAGUACCUAUUGAGAACCGAGAGAGAGCGCCCUGGUGGCACAGUGGUUAAGUGCUCGGCUGCUAACCGAAAGGCUAGUGGUUUGAACUCACUAUUGGCUCUCCAGGAGGAAGAUGUGGCAGUCUCUUUUUGUAAAGAUUUACAACCUUGGAAACCCUAUGGGGCAGUUCUACUCUGUCUACCGGGUCACUGUGAGUCAGAAUCGACUCAGUGUCAACAGCUUUGGUUUUUUACUAGCUGACUCAGGAGCUUUGGUGGUGUAGUGGUUAAGAGCUAAGGCUGCUAACCAAAAGAUUGGCAGUUUGAAUCCACGAGCCACUUCUUGGAAACCCUAUGGGGCAGUUCUAUUCUGCCCUGAAGGGUUACUAUAAGUCGGGAUCGACUUGAUGGCAGUGGGUUUAGUUUUUUGGACUGAGAGCCAGGCUGUGUUCUAGGCACUAGGGCUAUGGUAACAGAAAAAGCGAUGUUCAGACAGAAGCAGUGAAAGUGAUUUGAGACUAAAAAUUGCUGGAAGACAAGUUGGUAGCGAUGUCAUAGGCGAUACUCAUUUAUUGGGUAAAGGGUAGAAUCCUUUAGGAUGUUUUCAACUUUAGGUUGUUGUGAUUCUCUAAUGAUCUGAUAAACUAAGACUACAGUAAAAGUAUUCUUUAGGUCCUCAAUAAUCUGACCCCACAUGGGAUUUUAAUAUAUUUCUUUUAAGGCAGAUGGGUGGCGUGUUAAGAACCCUUCAAAUCAGCAGGUGACAGUCAUUCUUACUUUUGUCUUACAUAUUUGGGAUGUGGACAUCGAUAAGCUGUAAUGAGAGUUAAGGAAUAUAAAAACAGCUGUGAUAAGAUCUGUCAAACAAUACUAUCAGAAACACCCAAGGAUAAAAAAGGAGCUUGUUCUUCUUACUCCCCAGGUUGGUGUGCUAAUUAUUAAACUCACAUUAAUAAAGUAUGGUUAACUUUGAACAAUCACUAAUUGCAAAAUAUUUGCACAAUUUCUCUUGUGCUGGUCAGGACCUUUUAUCCAGACAUUUUGAGGAAAAGUUUCAUUUAUUUUUAAAGCACCCACUCAUAAUACACUUGUUUACCUGUUUUCUUUAUCUCUGGAAUGGUUUUGCUCCUAUGAAGCUCAUUCUCGAUGCAGGGAAAUAAUAAAAUAGUGACUAAUCACUGUUCCACCUCCUCAUACUAGGCAUGUGUCUUGAGUCCCAUCUGUGUACUCAGAGCUAUGUUGAGAACACAGAGGUCUAAGACACGGUUGCUCUCGAAAGGAUUUAUUAUCUAAUGAUUGUAUAUAGCCUUUCAGAGAUAAAUCACCAAGGAUUGGCUUCAGUCUUCUCAAUAAUGAAGGGGACCUGGGAAAAAAUUAGGGGCUUGAAGAAAGGAGAAAAGGCUUGCAACAACCAUAUGUUUAAUAUGGUAGGAAUUUAAUAAACAAAAAAUCCUAUAAACAAAAUUGACAGGCAGUGUGGUAUGGUGGUAAGAAUGCAGGCUCUGGAGCCAGGCCUCCUCGGGAUCCUGGCUCCACCCCAUAGUAACUUUGUGGCUGACGUUUGGGCAAGCCUAUCAGUUUUGUUUAAACUUUUUCUUUGAUUCAGCUUCUUUAUGUAAUAAAAAUAAGAAUUGAGCUAUUAAGGAGUGGUUGGAAGAAUCAAAUGAAAUAGUAUAUUAGAACAAUGCUCAGUAACUAUCCUGACCAUCAGGAUCAUAAUCAUAGGUUUGCUGAGCCCCGGUGGUUUUGGGACAGCAUGAAUUUGUAGUGUCAUUAGACUGUAUGGAGGUCAUUGGGAUAUAUCUUCAGUAUUAGUUUUUCAAUAUACUUAAAAAUUGAAAAAUAUAUUCAUAACAGUAUACAAAUUACAAGUAUGGAACUAAUAAAUUGUCAUAAAGUGAACCCAUUCAUCCAGCCAGCGCCCAGAUUAAGAAACAGAAUGAAUCCACCACCCCAAAAGCUCUCCUCAUAUACCGUUCCAGUCACUACCUCAACCCCAGAAGUAACUACCGUCCUGACUUCUAUCACCAUAGAUUAGUUUUGCCUGUUUUUGAACUUUUUAUAAAUGGAAUCAUAUAAUGUAUAUAUAAUUCUGUAUUUGUCUUCUUUCACUUAUCAUUAUCUGUGAGAUUUCAUUCGUGUAACACUGAAUUCUGUAGUAUUCAUUCAUCUUUAUCACUGUACAGUAUUCUGUAGUACGAAUGUACUACCGUUUCUCCAUUUUUUCUGUCGAGUUGUCUGUCUUUUUCUUACUGACUUUGGGAACACCAGAUAUUCUGAUAUUCUGGCUGUGUGUCCUUUGUAUUGCAGACAUCAUCCAUCACUCUCUGGUUUGCUUUUGCAUAUUCUUAAUGGUGUCUGUUCAUGAAGAGAAAUUUUUAAUUUUCAUAAAAGAGCCCUUGUGGUGUAGUGGUUAAGUGCUCGGCUCUAACCCAAAGGUUAGCAGUUUGAACCCACCUCCUUCUGCAGGAGAAAGAGGUGGCAACCUGCUCCUGUAAAAAUUACAGCCUUGGAAACCCCAGGGAGCUGUUGUUGUUGUUCUGCUAUCAGGUUGCUUUGAGUCAGAGUCUACUCGACGGCAGUGGUUUCGGUGGGUUUGGUACAGGCAAACUUAUCGGAUUUUUCCUUUAUACUUAGCGCUUUUUAUGUUCUUUUUAAAAAGUCUUUGCCUGUAUUUGAGGUCAUGAAAAUCUCAAGUUCAUGAAGAUAAUUUCUAGAACCUUUAUUAUUUUAUACAAUUAUCUAUAAUAAUCCGAAAUUGACUUUUGCAUAUGGCAUGAGAUGGGGUAAAGUUUCCUUUUAUAAAUUAAGUAGGUAGGUAGAUAAUAGAUACAUAAACAGGUAGAUAUCCAACUGGUUCAGCACUGUUUAUUGAAAAGGUAAGCCUGUCCCUUGUUGUUGUUAGUUGCUGUCAGUCGAUUCCAACUCAUGGCAACCUCAUGUGUUACAGAGUAGAACUGCUCCAUAGGGUUUCUUGGCUGUAAUCUUAAUGGAAGCAGAUUGCCAGACCUUUUCUUCAGUGGUACCGCUGGGUGGUUUGAACCACCAACCUUCAGGUUAGCAGUCAAGCACAAAUUGUUGGCACAACAUCCUGUGCCUAUAGUGUUGCUCUUGUCAUAAAUCAAGAAACCAGAUAUUUAUGGGAAUGUUUCUGGAUUCUCUCUCUUAUUGGUCAGUUCUUUAUGUUUGUACCAAUACCACACUGUUUUGAUUUGUGUAGCUUUAUAACAUGUCUUUAUUUCUGGUAGUCCUUCAACUUUUUUAUUAUUCAAGACUUCUGGCUAUUUUUUACCCUUUGCAUUUUCAUAUAAAUCUUGUUCAUUUGAAUGUGCAUGUGCACACACACACACACACACAUUCACAACCAAACCUCCUGGGGUUCUGAUUGGGAUUGCUAUGAAUGUAUAUACCUAUUUGGGCUGAAUUGACAUCUUUAUGUUAUUGAAUUUUUCAAUCCAUGAACAAGACAUGUCCUUCCAUUUAUCUAGGUCCUUUUUAAUUUAGUUCAAUAAGGUUUUACAUGUUUUGUGAUCUUUUACAUGUUUUUGUUAAAUUUAUUCCUAGUAUUUUUUAAAUGCUUUUAUAAAUUGUGUUUAAAAGUUUUUUAUUUCAUAAUUAUUUAUUGUUAAUACAUAGAAUAUUGAUUUUUGUGUAAUGAUCUUGUAUCCAGCAACUUGUUAAAUUCAUUUAGUAAUUCUAAGAUUUUGUCUUCAGAGCCUUUCGAAUUUUCUACAUACUCAGUGAUAUGAUUUAUGAAAAAUUAGUUUCUUUCUUUGCCUUCCAGUCUUUGUAUCUUUUUUAUUUGGGAGGGGAAAACCAAAAAAAAAAAAAAAAACCCAGUGCCGUCGAGUCGAUUCCAACUCAUUUGGGGCAGGGUGGGGAGGCUAAUUACAAUGACUUGAGCUUCAAAUAUGAUGUUAAAUAUGAGUGAUGGUAGUAGUAAUCUUUUUGGUUGUUGUUACUGAUUUCAGAGUCACAGGUACCAACAUUUUACUACUAAAUUAUGAUGUUCGAUGUACCGUAUUUUUACACAAAUAAUGCACAUCUUCUACAUUUGUUUGCCAACCAUACCCUUCCCCCACAAGGUAUUUUCAUAUAGCAGUGCUUAUGAAAUUUUUUUUUACACAUUGCUGUAAAAAAAAAAAAAGAGCAUAGUAUGCUUAUGAAAAUUCCUCCGGGGUAGGGUGCAGUCGGCAAAACAAAUGUAGAAGUUGCGUGUUAAUUGCAUUAAAAUAGAGUAUUUUUUGAAAACUUCUAUUUACAUCGAAGGUUCUUUGUAUCCUUAUUUUACUAAGCAUUUGAUUAUGAAUGUGUGUUAAGUUUUCUGUGAUGUUGAGAUGAUUAUCUCUUUUAUUAAUGUGAAGUACAUUAAUUAAAUGUUAAAGCUAAGCUUUCAUUUCUGAAAUAAACCUAAUUUAGUCAUGAUGUUUACCCUGAUAUUAUAAGUUAAUAUUUUGCUUGUUUUUGUUCCUAUUUUCAUGAGAGAUAUGGGGACCUGUAGUUUUCCUUUCUUAUGAUAUAUUUGUCAGGCUUUGUUAUCAGUGUUAUGCUGCCCUCAUAAAAAGAGUUGGGAUAUGUUCCCUUUUUUCUGUUUUCUGGAAUACUUUCUGUAAGAUUGGUGUUAUUUUUUCUGUAAGAAUUUGGAUGAAUUCACUGGCCAGGAUUUUCCUUUGUGGGAAGGUUUUUACUUAUAAAUUCAAUUUCACAAAUAAAUGUAAGACUCUUGAUUUUCCAUUUCUUCUUGUGUCAGUUUUGAUAAUUUUUCUAGGAAUUUCUGUAUUUAGUCUAAAUUUUACAUGCCUUGGCAUAAAGUGUAUUAGUUUUGUUUUGUUUUGUUUUUAAGAAAAGUAACCUUGCACUUUGUUGAUUCUCUCUAUUGGAUGCUUGCUUAUGGUUUCAUUAAUAUCUCUUCUUAUAUUUAUGGUUUCUUUCUACUUUUUUGUUUAAUUUCCUUCUCUUUUUUCUAACACCUUGGGAUGAAUAUUGAGAUCAUUGAUUUUCUGCCCUUUUUUCCAUAUAUACGUUUACUGAGAUAAAUUUAUAUUUCUGACUUUAAAUGUGUCAUAUUGUCAUUACCAUUUAGUUUGAAGUUUAAUUUCUUUUGUGAUAUUUUCAUUGAUGCAUGAGUUAUUUAGAAGUGUAUUGGUUGAUUUCCAAACAAUUGGGAUCCUCUAGAUGUGUUUGUUGUUGAUUUCUAGUUUAAUUCCACUAUAGUCAGAUAACACUCUAUAUCAAUACUUCUCAAACUACCUGUGGUAGACUUUUGUAAAAUACAGUAGAAAUUAAUUUACUAGAAAAAAAAGAAAUUAAAAAACAUAUAGCAUCCAUGCUCCAAUUGUUUAUUAUUAGACUCUACAAACUUACAUUACUCUAUCAAACUACUAUAAUAUUUUCCAAAUACUUUUUCUUAAUCUGUAUCUAUCUAGUUGUUGUCCAGUAACAGUUGUAAACCAGCACUGGCCCAUGGACCACACCUGAAGUCUCAUUGCUCCCUGUGAUUUUAACCUUUGAAGUUUAUUCAGACUUGCUUGUGGCCAGUUUUGGUAAAUGUUCUGUGUGUACUUUGAAGAAGGUAUAUUGGGAAGUUGUUGGGUGGAAUGUCUUAUAUAUGACAAUUAGAUCAAAUCUGUUAAUCACGUUUGUCAACUUUUCGAUGUUCUUACUGUUUCUUCUUGCCUAAUUGUGGAGUACUGAGAGAGGUAUAUUAAAAUCUCCCACAAUGAUUGCGAGUUUGUCUAUUUUUCCUUUUAGUUUUGUCAAUUUUUACUUUAUUUUGAGGCUAUAAAAAUUACUAUUAUUAUUAUUUUUUAAUAGGUAUAUUAAAAUCAACAAUUUCUUUGUUUACCAGUGGAUUGACACUUUUAACAUAAAAUUUCUAUCUCUAGUAUUCCAUUUUACCUGAAAGUGUACUUCAUUUGAUAAUUCAUAUAGCAAUGCCAGCUUUAUUUUCAUUAGUAUUUGUUUAAUAUGUAUUUUCUAUUCUAUUUAAGUAAUCCUCUUAUAACCAAAAUACAGCUUACCUAUUAUAUUACACACAAUAAAAUACACCUAUUUUAAUAGCACAGUUCACUGAACUUUGACAGUCAUGUAACCACUAACAUAAUUAAAAAAAAAAAAAAAUAGGACAGAACAUUUCCAUCAGCUCAAAAAUUCCUUGGUGCCCCUUCCCAGUCAUUGCCAAUCCCUGCCCCCAAUUUGGGAGCCCUGGUGGUGUAGUAUAAACCCUGAUGGCAUAGUGAUUAAUAGUUUAGCUGCUAACCAAAAGGUUGGCAGUUCAAAUCCACCAGACGCUCCUUGGAAAACCCUCUGGGUCAGUUCUGCUGUGUCCUGUAGGAUCGCUAUGACAGCAAUGGGUUUGGUUUUUUUUUUUUGGUUUUGUGAUGUAGUGGUUAAGAGCUUGGCUGCUAACCAAAGGGUGGGCAAUUUGAAUCCAUCAGCUGCUCCUUGGAAACCCUAUGGGGCAGUUCUACUCUGUCCUAUGGGGUUGCUCUGAGUCAGAACCAACUCGACAGCACCUAAUAACAACAGCAACACCCCCAAGUUGAGCAAUCACCAUUCUACUUUCUGUCACUAUAGACUAGAUAUGCCUUUUCUAGAGACUCAUAGAAAGGAUUGUGUAGUGUUAUGGAUUGAAUUAUGUCUCCCAAAAAUGUGUUACAAAUCCUAACCUCUAUGCCUGUGGUUAUGAUCCCAUUUGUGAAUGGAUUGUCUUUGUUAUGUUAAUGAGGCAAGAUCAGUGUAGGGUGUAUCUCGAGUCAGUCUCUUUUGAGAUGUAAAAGAGAUUAAACAAGCAAGCAGGCAAGUGGAGAUGGGGAAAGACAGAUGCCAAACCAUAUAAAGAUCACCCAGAAGCAGAAGCUCAGAAGAGAAAAGAAUCUUCCUCCAGAGCUGACAGAGAGAGAAAGCCUUCCCCCAGAGCUGAUAUCCUCAAUUCAGACUUACAGCCUCCUAAACUGUGGGAAAAUAGAUUUCUACUUGUUAAAGCCACCCACUCGUGGUAUUUCUGUUAUAGCUGCACUAGAUAACUAAGACAUACAAUAUAUCAUGUAUAUACUAUUUUGUAUCUUGUGGGCCCUGGUGGCACAGUGGUUAAAGGGCUUGGGUGCUAACCAAAAGGUCAGCAAUUCAAAUCCACCAGCCAUUCCUUAGAAACCCUAAGGGGCAGUUCUGCUCUGUCCUAUAGGGUAGCUAUGAAUCAGAGUCAACUCGAUAGCAACAGGUUAUUUUCUGUCUGGCUUCUUCCACUGAGCAUAUUUUUUAAGUUCAUGCUGAUGUAUGUGUUGGUAAAUGUUCUUUUUUUAUUGCUGAGUAUUAUUAUUCUCCUCUAUAGGUACAGCACAAUUUGUUUCUAUGUUCACCUGUCAAACAUUUGGGCUGUUUCUAGUUUGGGGCUAUUAUGAGUAAAGCUGCCGUGAACAUUCACUUUGAAGCCACUGUGUGAACAUAUGUUUUCAUUUCUCUUGGAUAAAUACCUAUGAAUAGAAUUGCUGGGUCAUAUGGUAAAUGGAUGUUUAAACUCUUAAGAAACUGUCAAACUUUUUUCCAAAGUGUCUGUACCAUCUUGCAUUUCCACCAGCAACAUACGAUAGAUCCUACUGCCCCACAUCCUCACUAACACUUUCUAUUCUGGCCCUUGUAAAUUUAGCCAUUCAUGUGGGUAUAUAGUAGGAUUUCAUUCUUUUUUUAAUUUUCAUUUUCCUAAUGACUAAAGCUAUUGAGUAUCUUUCGUAUGAGUAUUGAUCAUUCAUAUGUCUUCCUUUGUGAGAUGUGUGUUCCAAUAGUUUGGACAUUUUUUUUAUUGGUUGUUUAUCUUUUCAUUAUUGAAUUGUGGAAAUUUGUUACAUAUUAUAUAGGCAAGUCUUUUGACAAAUAUGUGUUAUGAAUAUUUUCUCCCAUUCUGUGACUUAAAUAUUGUGAACCUCACAAAACGUGGUUAACCUUUUGCUUUAAACAAUUAUCUUCUAAAAGAUUUCUUAAUGAGGAAUAAAUGCUUUAUGUUUACCUACAUAUUUCCCAUUCUGGUGCUCUUGCUUCCUUAGUGCAGACCCAAGCUUCCAUCUGGUAUCAUUUUUCUUCAGCCCGAAGAACUUCCUUUAACAUUUCUUGUAGUGAAGGAAGAUCUGAUUUUGAUAAAUUCUUUAGGUUUUUAUCCUUAAUCUUCAUUUCUGAAGGAUAUCUUCUCUGUAUAUGGAAUUCUAGGUAGGCAAGGUUUUUUUCUUUCAGUACUUUAAAGAUACAUUUCAUUGCUUUCUGUCUUGCCAUUUUUAUCUUUCUUUCUCUAUAUAAAAAGUUUUUCUAAUUGCCAGUUAGCAUUUCUUUUUAAUCACUAGUUUUUAGCAGUUUUUUGGACAUAUAUUUUGGUGUGUGUAUUUAUCUUGUUUGUGAUCUGAUGAGCUUCUUGGAGCUCUGGCUUUAUAUUUUCAUCAAAUUGAAAAAUUAUUUGGCCAUUAUUUCUUUAAAAAAUUUUGUGUUCCUACCCCAAUUUGAAUUAAACUGUUUGAUAUGUUGCUUCAUUUGUCUGGUAAUUUUUAUUGGCUUCUGGACAUAAUUGAACACGAUUUUGUUGUGUUAUUUAAAGAACAUUGGAUUUUGUUCUCACAGUCCGUGAAGUUACUUGUAGAUGAGCCUGAUCCUUUUCAGACUUGUUUUUAAUCUUCAUUAGCGUGGGUCUACAGUAGCAUCUGUUCUUGAACUUUGGAACCUUUUUCUGCAACUAAGAUGAGCUCUUCUUGGGAUUCUGUUGAAUGCCUGAGUUUUUCAAAACUACGUUUCAUACUUUCAAUGUUGGGAACCUGAACAAAGUUGGGAACUUUUUUUUUUUUCCACAUGUGGCUGUCCAGUUGUUCUAGCAUCAUUUGUAGAAAAAAAACUGUCCUUUUUCCAUUGAAUUGCCUUAGAUCAGUUGCCUGUGUUUGCGUGCAUCUAUUUCUGGGCCCUGGUCACUUUGAGUUGAAAUUGACCCAGUGGCAAUGGGUUUGUUUUUUUUUUAAUUCUGUUCCAUUGAUCUGUUUGUCAAUUCUUUUACCAAACCACACUGUCUCGAUUACUGUAGCUUUAUAGUAAGUAUUGAAGUCAGAUACUGUCAGUCCUCUGACUUUGUUCUUCUUCAAUAUUGUGUUGGCUAAUAUGGGCUUUUUGUCUUUCUGUGGUGGCAUAGUGGUUAAGAGUUAUGGUGGCUAACCUGAAGAUCGGCCAUUCAAAUCCACCAGCUGCUCCUUGGAAACCCUGUUGGGACAGUUCUACUCUGUCCUGUAGGGUCACUGUGAGUCAGAAUUGACUCUGCGGCAGCGGGUUUAGUUUUUUGGUUUACAUAAACUCUUGAAUUAGUUUGUCGAUAUCCAGAAAUUUAACUUUCCAGGAUUUUGAUAUAGAUUAAGUUGGGAAAACAUGACAUCUUAACAAUAUUGUGUCUUCCUUUCUAUGAACUGGAAUAUCUCUCCAUUUAUUUUGAUGGUUGAUUUAUUUCAUCAGAGGUUCAUAAUUUUCCUCAUAUAUACAUACUUGAUUAGAUUUAUAAUUGUUUUGUUUUAGUGCUAAUGUAAAUAGUAUUGUGGGGUUUUUUUAUUGUAUUUUUUUUAACAUACUUUAUGUUUUAGAGCAGUUUUAGGUGUACAGAAAAUUACACAGAAAAGAUGAUUUCCACAUACCAGUCUCCCCCAGCACACAGUUUCUUAUGUUAUUAUCAUCUUGUAUUAGUGUGGUACAUUUGUUGUAAGUGAUGAACCAAUAUCAACACAUUAAUUACAGCCCAUAGUUUACAUUAGGAUUCACUCUUUGCGUUGUAGGGUUCUGUGGGUUUUGACAAAUGCAUAAUGUCAUGUAUCCACCAUUACAGUAUUGUGAAGAAUAGUUUCACUGUCCUUAAAAUGUUCUGUGCUUCAACUUUUCAUCCAUCCCCUCCUCCUCCUGAACCCCUGGCAAAGACUGAUCCUUUUUAAUGUUUCUAUAGUUUCAUCUCUUCCAAAAUGUCAUACAGUUGGAAUCAUUCAGUGUGUGACUUUUUCAGACUGUCUGCUAUCACUUAGCAAUAUGCACUUGGGAUUUCUCCUGUCUUUUUUGUAGCUUGAUGGCUCAAUUAUUUUAUCAAAUUCUAUUUGUUCAUUGGUGGUACACAGGAAAGCAAUUGACUUUUGUGUUCUGCAGCCUGGCUGUAAUUGCGCAUUAGUUCCAGGAGAUUUUUUGUUGAUUCUUUUGGAUUUUUAACAUAGAUGAUCUUAUCACCUGGGAAAAAAGACAAUUUUAUUUUUUCCUUCCCAAUAUGUAUUCCUCAUCAUAUCCUUUUCUUGUUGCGUUAGCUAGAACUUCUAGUACGAUGUUGAAUAGGUCUCACAGGGGAGACCUUGCCUUGUUCCAAAUCAUACGGGGAAUACAUCUAGUUUUUUGCUAGUAAAUGUUAACGAUAGGUUUUUUUGUAGGUAUUCUUUAUCAAGUUGAGAAAGUUUCACUCUGUUCCUAGUUUUCUGAGAAUUUUUAUCAUGAAUUGGUUGGAUUUUGUCAAAUGCUUUUUCUGCAUAUAUUAA
Loxodonta africana (African savanna elephant) is the source of this 12130-nucleotide messenger RNA. It is a transcript of the gene DNAJC15, whose product is annotated as DnaJ heat shock protein family (Hsp40) member C15. Gene Ontology annotation, biological process: protein import into mitochondrial matrix. The coding region runs from base 33 to 479 and encodes 148 amino acids. Gene Ontology annotation, molecular function: ATPase activator activity. The record is from RefSeq and is a predicted model, not a curated record. The transcript has 7 exons. Lineage: Eukaryota; Metazoa; Chordata; Mammalia; Proboscidea; Elephantidae. Gene Ontology annotation, cellular component: PAM complex, Tim23 associated import motor.